Lathyrus sativus (Indian pea) is the source of this 2376-nucleotide messenger RNA. The record is from the annotation of a GenBank genome assembly. NCBI's taxonomy places the organism in Eukaryota, Viridiplantae, Streptophyta, Magnoliopsida, Fabales, Fabaceae.
AUGACUGCAAAGUUUGAUUCAAUGCUUGCUUCUGAACCUCACAAGAUGUCCGGAGCUACAUCUACAACACCUACUAGUGGUGGCCAAAAGCUCUCUAUGUUUGCUGCCAAAUCUGGAUUUGUCAUCCCCAAAAACAAGUUAUUAGGAUCGUUAGUUCCCGUUUUCCGAGGGGCUAAAAAAGAUGGGGUCACUGGAGUCAUCAAUGAAGAAAGUUCAAAACAAAUUGAGAGGAAAUCAAGAUGGGGGCCUGAUCCAACACAGGAUGUAUCUGUCAGGAGGGCAAAGGUUUUAGCGUUGCAGAUUCGAGUGGAACAAAUUUCAAAGCAGUUGGAAUCAGAAAAUUUAGAGAUUGGAGCUACUCAGAACUUACCAUUGGUGGAUGAGAACCCAAAUGAAAGCAAGUCUGGCUCUCAAAUUAAUAGCAAGAAGUCAGAAAUGCUUGAACUCGAAAAGCGGGAAACAAUAGGUGAAAUACUAAAAUUAGAUCCCAGUUACAAGCCUCCGCCUGGUUUUAAACCGCUGUUAAAAGAACACAGUGUUCCUUUGCCUGUCCAAGAAUAUCCAGGGUACAAAUUUAUUGGUCUAAUAUAUGGGCCUGAAGGUGAUAAUCAAAAGCGACUGGAGAAGGAAACUGGUACCAAGAUAAAAAUUCGUGGAACCAAAGCAGACACAGGAGAGAAAGGUGAAAUUAAACCAGGUACUGAUGUCCAUUGCAGUUACGAAGAGAUGCAUGUUAACAUAUCAGCUGAUAGUUUUGAUAAAGUGGAUGCAGCAAUUUCCAUCAUUGAACUACUAAUUUCCUCUGUAACUGGGAAUUCAGCUGCUGGUUCCACACCCUCCAUAUCUGUCUCUGGGGACAGCACUAAUGGUCUGAAUCAAAACCAAGACGGCCCCCCAUCUCAUGCAAUUUCUCUAUCUCUGGAAAAUCCGACUGUGUUUCAACCAGCAGCCACUACACAAAUGCAAGGAGAUCACUAUCAAUACUCUGGUUCAUGGUUUUCAGCUGCUCCAUCUCACACCCCUUUAUCUGCUUCUUCUGGCAGUGUAGUCCCUCCAAAUCCCCCAUACCUUGCUAGAACUCCUCAUUUUCCAUCACAGACAAUGAGCCCUUCAAAUAUGAUUUCAGCUUUUGGUGCUCAACCUACACCUAUUGCUGGAUUCCACCAGAUUAUUCCAAAUCAGCAGUUUUCUAUGCAAACACCACCACCAACACAAAUCUUACAACAUUCACAAUGGACUCAAACAACUCCUUUUGGCCACGUUGGGCUACCAAGAAAUCCUUCUGUAAUACCUGCACAGAAUUUGUCAGCACCAACAAGUGCUUCACUUUCAUUUCCAGUUCCCUUAAGGCAUCCAAUGCCAACAGGACACCUUCAGACAUCAAUGUCUUCAAUGCCUCAACCUAUGUCUGGUAUAUCACCGUCACCGAUAGGUAAUCAGCCAUCAACCCCUCACGGUGUAUCUGCUGGACUGAGUGGAGGACCAAUGGCUCCACCGGCAGUUCCCCCUGCAAGACCUGUUUCUCUAGGUCCACAAUCAGAUGUUGAAUAUAAGCCACCCCAGUCAAAUGUGUCCAUGAUGCCACGACCUGGCAGUAUUCAUCCACAUCACGCAGGAAUGUCACCGAGACCACCAUCAUCUUUGGGACCAAUACCAGGAACUGUUCAUUCAACUGGAAACCAUUUAUCAAGACCCAUUUCAUUUCCGUCGCCAGGAAUAUCCCCUUCACUUCCAUUAGCUCAACAAUCAGGAAUACCUAAUUCUGCUUCUCAUUACACCCACAUAAACCCACUGGCCUCCACACCUUCAAAUUCUGGAAAUUUUACUUUUCAAGGACAGCGACCCAAUGCAGACUACUAUCAAGUGGUUCCCAGACCUAACAGUCAAGCUACUACUCAGGGUGGUACACAAGAGCCACCUUCUGGUCCCCGGCCUCCACCAUUUGGGUUUGCUAUGCCUGAUCAGCCUUUUCAAAGCUUUCCAAGGCUACAAGUCUCCAACCGAAUGGAUCAAACUCAAGCUUAUGCCUCUGCUGCUCCUUUUGGUGGAAGGUCGGGCUCUGUCUCAAUUCCACCCCAACACCCUGUAUUUCCCUAUGCCGGUCAACCUUCACCAAGAUCUCAAGUCCCACAAAUGGGUAUGAGGAACUUCAUUCCUACCUCUCAAAGGCCAAACUUGCCCAGUCUUGGGGUCCAAAGAGGUAUGCCUAAUCAACAAAGCUAUCCUGCUCAAGGAACAUGGCUUCUGAAUCAGAAGUUUGGCAACAAUCCUUCCUUGGCAUCCAGUAAGCCAUCAUAUCACGCAGACCAAAUUUAUGAUCCCUUUUCACCCACAUCUGUUGCAUCUCCACACCAGAAAGGUAAUCUCGGAAAAUGA